AUGAGCUUAAAGCCAAAGAAGCAACGUGGCUUUCGAGUAUUCGUGGGUUCCUGUAUCUUCACAACGAUCACUAUAGCUCUCGUUCUGUGGGAUGAACGUCAGCAGCGGGAGCGACGUCAGGAAGGAGUCAAAUAUCGACUGAAAUCGAUUCAACAGAAACAGAAUAUGCAAGAAUAUGAAGAGCAACGACAGAAAUACGAGGAGUAUAAGAAGGCACAGUCUGGCUAA
Angiostrongylus costaricensis is the source of this 228-nucleotide messenger RNA. NCBI's taxonomy places the organism in Eukaryota, Metazoa, Nematoda, Chromadorea, Rhabditida, Metastrongylidae. The record is from the annotation of a GenBank genome assembly.